AUGCCUGCUAAUUGCUCAUUCUGCCUCGAGCCUACCAAUACCUUCAUCCCCGUUUCCGACACCGAAUCGGUCUGUCAUGGUUGCGUCGACGACUACAUCGUCCCUCAAUUCCACCAGGCGCUCGACCACGAGGUGAACUAUCCCGUCCUUGUCGGCUCCACCAGAGUCGAGCCAGACCGGUUCAUUGAUUGGCUAGGCAGCACCUUCAUCCAGCGAUGGGCUCGUCGGAAGGAGGAGUUUGGGUGCAACGAUCGAAUCUACUGCCCGCACACCAUUGAGAAGGCUCAAGAACUUCCUGUUGGUGAGGUCACCCACAUCCCUUUGGCACUUUCUGACUCGCAACAAGCAGAUUGCCUCUCGCAGAACGUCCCAACCACACCCUGUGGAGGCUUCGUCGCCAAGAAGACUGACGAGGUUGCAGUCACAGCUUGCAAAAGAUGCUGGGGAUACGUCGCUACUUGUUGUGGUGCCGCCGUUUGGAGUGGAUCGUCUAUCCACAACUGCAAGCUCGAGGACUCUGACCCGCUGGCGGGCCAGAUCCGGGGCAAGCACUACCAGAUUUGUCCUUCAUGCACUCGAAAGUAUCAGCUAUCAAGCGGAUGCAAUCACAUGCAGUGCCCUUGUGGCGGCCAGUUUUGCUAUGUCUGUGGCAAGCCGGCAACCUCCACGAGCGGUCAUUGGAAUACUGGAUCGACUUGUCCGCGCUGGAAUCACCCCGAUAGCGACAAUGCCCAAUUCGACGCCCCUCUGAACGACGAUUUCCUCGAGGAGAACUUCGGCGGCGAGAAUGGCUUGCCGUUCGCGCGAUUGUUAAUCACCGACGACGGGUUCGAUGAAGAGAUCAUUGUCGGCUUCGCUCACUUCCAGCAGACCACUCGAGAGCACCUGGAUCGCCUUGCCGAGGAAGGCGAAAGCACACCUGAAUAUCCUCUGUUCCUCACCGAGGUCCUUCGUCCCGAUAUGGAAGCUGGCUUUGAUCUCCGACGGCCAAACUCGUCUCUCACUCAACUCGCUCCUUCGGGAAUCUUUAAUAUACACAACGAGCCCAAUUUUCACCUGGAGCUUGACCUGGUUAAGAUGGACAUUGAGUUCUUCUUCGAUACGAGAGCCGAGCUCUUGAACGAAAUUGUCGAGGCUAUGAUGCCUCGUCCACGACACGUAGGUCCAACCCCCGACGAAGACAUCGUAAUCAACAUUACCCCUAACCUGGGCAUGCCCGGCCGGCCAGCCAUGCGCCAUGAGCACAUGUUCUCCGUUGAGCUGCACCUGAUUGUUCGAUUUCUGCGCAUCUGGCUCAUGAGUCAAGACCGGGACCUGCCUGUCACCGGCCCGCUACUUCCCAUGGCCGAAGUCAUGCUCAUCACUUUCUCCGGUGAAUACCGGUUCGAUCAAGUAGCCCGCAUCGACAAUGUGUACUUUGAGCCUGUCGAGCAGAAUGAUGAGCGAGACGUGGAACAGGUCCGAGAAACCAAUGCUUUUCUCGAUGCGUUGAACGACGAGCUGUACAUGCACGCUGACCAGCUUGUGCGUGAUAUUCUGAGACGCUUCCACAACCCGGAUUGGACGAUCGGGGAUGAAGAGAUGGAUCUCAGCGACUGA
This is a messenger RNA of Zasmidium cellare ATCC 36951, 1599 nucleotides long. RefSeq lists its product as uncharacterized. NCBI's taxonomy places the organism in Eukaryota, Fungi, Ascomycota, Dothideomycetes, Mycosphaerellales, Mycosphaerellaceae. Gene Ontology annotation, molecular function: ubiquitin conjugating enzyme binding; ubiquitin protein ligase activity. The record is from RefSeq and is a predicted model, not a curated record. Bases 1 to 1599 code for a protein of 532 amino acids. The transcript is spliced from 2 exons. Gene Ontology annotation, biological process: positive regulation of proteasomal ubiquitin-dependent protein catabolic process; ubiquitin-dependent protein catabolic process; protein polyubiquitination. Gene Ontology annotation, cellular component: cytoplasm; ubiquitin ligase complex.